Molecule: messenger RNA, 3511 nt
Organism: Loa loa (African eye worm)
Lineage: Eukaryota; Metazoa; Nematoda; Chromadorea; Rhabditida; Onchocercidae
Exons: 21
Coding region: 31-3276 (1081 amino acids)
Source: RefSeq, a predicted model, not a curated record
UUUCAGGCACAGAAGGUUUAGAGAAUUCAGAUGGCGAAAUCAAGGAAGAAAAAUCGAUGCAAAUCACAGAGUAUAGCUUCCAUUUUGAACAGUGGAUCUAACAGAAAUGGCAGAGCUGCCUUAUUCUGUCAAAUAUCCGUUGAUAUGAUCAAAACACUGAAGACGUGGGAUGAAGUGACUACCUCUUGGAUGAGAAUUGCUGAUAGUUUUUGUCAAUUGAAGGAUGACGAAAUAAGAUCCGAAGUGUAUCUUGAAAUAGCUGAAACACUUUUAUUGGCUCCUAUGCAGGUCAAAGUAAAAGAUGAGUUUUCUGUGAGACCGCGAAGUAUGAUACGCAUAUUUGAAGCUUGGGAGAAUAUUUAUGACGCUGUCAUUGAAGCUUGUUCUCAAAAUUCCAUUCGGUGCUGCACAUUCGCUAUCAAAUUAGCAAGUCAAAUAAGCCAAAUGAUUGCAUGUGAGAAGAUGGAUUGCCGACUACUUUUCGUUUUCUCGCGAAUAAUUCGGGCUCAAAUUGAAUACUUUAAUUAUGAUGUCCUUAGCGACGUUUUUGUUGGAGACUUCGAUUUAUCCGGAAAGGGAAACAUUCUUGAUAGUUUCUGCAAGCUGAUAAUCGAAACAGGAAGGCAUUCAAUUGAAACGCUUUUAGAGCAUGCCGAUAAGCAAAUUGGCAUUGCUCUUGAACUGAUGUCUAAAUCCAUUUUCAACAUUUUGGAGGCAGCAACAAGCCUAGUAUCUCUGAUGACUAAACCGACACACAUUUUGUUCGUUGUUGGUGCUUUGUCUGAAUUCAUAAGCACCUGUCUUUUUUUGGUGACGGAAAAAGAUUGUCGGAUGUUUUACAAAAACCAGACAAAAAACGUUGCCGCGCUGGUGAGAAUAGUUCUGACUACUCUGAGAAAACAUUAUUCGGGACCAUAUGACACUUCAUUACUCGACCAGUUAGAGCCAGUUUUCAUUAAAGGAUUGCGUCUAUCACGUUUACAUCAUUGCAUUGUCAAUUUCUGGCAACAAACGUUUGGUCGUGCAAGUCAUCUCGAUAUUUCAGAUGAAUUGAGCACUGCUUUGGAGCAGGCCAAAUGUGCAUCGAGAAAUUUCGUUUCGGAACAGAAAGAUUUUCCAGUGCUGGAUAAUUCAAAGGCAUCCAUAUCUUAUGACACAAAUCUUGACUUCUCUGCAGAUGGGAGUAACGACACAACAAAUAAAAAUAACUUUGAGCAGUCGCCCUCAAAGAGUACAGAACCUUCAGUUUCAAAGUGUAGAAUGCUAAAACAUGUGAAGGAUAACGAUAUGGACGAGUACGCAGUCAUUGAUGUAUCGCAUUCUGAAAAGAAAAUGCAUUUAACUGAUCAUCAGAAAGAAAAGCUAAUGGAAAGGAGUGAUAGCUUGCUAUGUCUUGUUGAAGAUAGUCAAUCAAUCGAUUUAGCAGCACGGAUUCCACCGGGAUAUGCUGAUAAUUCUUCGCAAGAGAACUCAUCAGCAAUGAAAGCUUCUAAAACAGCAUCACUGGUAAAGAAACGCGAUGCUGAAUAUAACUAUGUAGCUAAUUCACGCAUCUGUGUUCAAUCUAGAAAUCAGGAUCUUACUGGAGAUUCUAACGAAAAUGAUAAUUAUGUGGGUGAUACAGGUAGUGGUUGUAACAAUGUUGUAGCAAUAAAAAACUCGAUAGUUCUAGAGGACAAGCAGGAUGAUGAAGCUGUGAAAUUUGAUGAACUGUGCAAAAAUAACCCUUCUGUCCUUCAAAGUCAAACCAGCACCAAAAAAGAGGACAGUGGUGAAUUAGCGAUCGUUUUGUUAGGUGAACAUAUGAGAGAUACUGAGCGAAAAGUUUUGGAAGGACCAACACUUUCGAUGAAAUGUAAAACUCCUGAAAUCGCCGAAUCACAUUUGGAAAGUGUUAGUCCAAAGGCGAAUGAGGACGAACCGAUGAGAACACCAAAUAGCAUCUUGAAAAAAUGUGGAAGAAGAGCAAUUUGUCCGCCGAUCAAAUUCUUUUCAGCCAGUGCAAAAAAAUGCAAACGUGUUCACUUCGAUGCCUCAACUCUAGACGAUGACGAUAUUAAUGGUCUUCCACGUAGAAAAAUUUUUCGACGAUCCAAGAAUUCGUUAUUUUCUGGACUACCGCCCAUUGACCGUUCUGAAUCGACUUCACCUUUAAAGCGACCACCUAUACCACCCACCAACAGAAAUCCUGCUGAUGCAGUUUUUCCGGCGCUGAUUGGAUCAGAGGAAUUGAUUCCACCACAGAUAUAUCUUAAAUUGGCUCCAACAAUGAGUUCUCUUGCUCUACGGUCUCUAAUGAAGUCACGUGGUGUUGCAACUGUUGGUGAUCUGGCUUGUAUGUCAGAGGAGGACAUUGAAACAUUUCCAUUUCGAGAUCCGAAACUCAGUCGUUUUCUGGGAGCGCUUGAGGAUCACUUCAGGAUGAAGAAUAUGGUGAGUAAGGCAGACGCCAUUGAAUUGGAGAAAAUCAUGAAACGUCCAUUAAAUUCGCCGGCUGACUGCUUGGAAGAAGUUAAUCUCCAAUCUACCGAAGAACAUCAAGCAGUUUCUUCUAAGAUAGUGCAAGAAUUGAGCAUUAUUGAUGCUCCUGAAGUGUUAGGUAAAACAACCUCUGAAACUUCCGGAAAUGAAACUUGCAAAUCUUCAGCUAAAUAUAGUUAUGUGAAUCCAUUCCAAAAUGGUUCUAAACGUUUCACACCCUAUUCGGUCAUACGUUUGGAUAAUGGCGAAGCAACCAAUAAAUUGUCAGAACAACCAGAUUCGAAAGGGAAUCGAAUUAUACCUUCCUUCGAAGUCGGGCAAAGGAACCGAGAGCAAGAUAGCAGUCGGUCUCAGUUUGGUUUCAUUCCUCCCUUCAUAAAGGGUCAGGAACUAGUGAAUGUUGAAGACCCUAUAUCAGUGGCUGCAUGCGAAAGAAACAAUGGAAACAGUUGUGUAGGCUCUUCAUCCUUAUCAGAACAUGACAAUGCGGAAGAGAGGCUUGCCAUGAAGUCACCGGAAAAGUUACCGAAUGGAAGUAUUGGAAGUAGUGAAUCAAAUAACAAUAACAAUAUGAAUAAUAUGAAGCCGGAUGGAGACAAAGACGAAUAUUAUGAUGAUGCUGGUUCUCUAAGAAAAGCUUAUCACGUAUUUCUUGAGAAUUCAGUUGUUGCAGCAUUAGCAGGUGUUUGUCCAGUAAGAAAAUUUAGCAGUGAACAGUUGCUCUCUUUUUCUCAAGCAUGUGCUUCUUUCCAAAUGGCAGUUCUUGGUUCGUCAAAGAAGAUUAACAAUGAAUAAUAUUGGAAAACUAUUACCUAUCAAAUUGUGCAUUCACUACUGAAAAACCUCCUCUCCUGUUAGUAUGAAGUAUUUGAAGCAUUACGCGAUACACACUCUUUUGGAUCACUUUUAAAUGACCGGUUUGGUAUGCACAUUUUGCAUUUGAAAAUUUGUCCAAUACCUCUUGCAAUUUAUGCUGCGGUUAGACACGUGAUUUUCGCGGCAUAUUUCCUAUUUAUCCGUCUUAUUUCUA